Naumovozyma castellii is the source of this 1227-nucleotide messenger RNA. RefSeq lists its product as uncharacterized. The coding region runs from base 1 to 1227 and encodes 408 amino acids. NCBI's taxonomy places the organism in Eukaryota, Fungi, Ascomycota, Saccharomycetes, Saccharomycetales, Saccharomycetaceae. The record is from RefSeq and is a predicted model, not a curated record. The transcript has a single exon.
AUGGAGUAUAUGAACCUUGGUGUCCAAUCAAGGAAAACAGGACAAAAGACUAAGAAGAACGUCAGAAAGGAUGAAUUCAACAUGGAAAGCAUCGAUGGGUUCUUUAAAGAUGAUUCCACCAUGGAUACAUCAUCUUUGAAAAGGAAGAGUCUAGGGAAUAAGAGAAGAAAAUCAGACUUUCAAAAAAAUAUUUUACCCACCCAUUGGUCCAAAACAAUUGAUGAAAUACCUGAACCUUUACCGACAGUAUUAGAAAACAUUGCUGAAGAUGAUAACGAGAUUUCCCUAUUGGGAUCAUGGAAUAGUUUAGAUACGGUCAAACUUACGCAAGGCUCCCCAAGUUCUUUUAAGGGUGAAAAUGAAAAUGCUUCCUUUAAUACGUCCUUAAAUAACAAUUCAGUAAUUGAAGAUACAAGUUACAUUCCUGAUUCAGUUGAAAGUUCGGAUGAAAAUGCUUCUAUGGACUCUGAGGAUGCAGCAAAUAACGAGACCAUCGGCUCUGCAGAUGAAGAUGAUGUGAAUAAUUCGUCAUUAAUAAUUGAUGAACCUCAUGCUGAUCGAAUACGACGCUCUACUAGAGUCAAAGUACCACCGUUAGAAUAUUGGAGGAAUGAAAAAAUCAUUUAUAAAAGGAAGUCAUCUAAGCCAGUUUUAAAUAUUGAGAAGAUAAUAACAUUUGAUGAUGAUGAUGAUGAUGCUGACAACCGAACUGACAAGAAGUCCACUACAAAUAAAUCACGGCCUAAAGCAACAAAGCAAAACAUUUCAAAUAAUGCAAUCUCCAAAAAAAUAAAGUACGACGAAAUACCUGGUGGAGAAUGGUUAAAUCAAGGUAUGCUACAAAUGAAAGUUCGCACCGAGAAAGAUACCAACGAAAAGGAAAAGAUUAUUGCAUAUGCUCCUCAUGUUGCACAAGUGGAGAAAACAAUCAACAAAGGUGAUGAAAAAUUUACUCUGGGUAUUCUGUUUGAUGAACAUAAAAAACGCUUUGCUAGUGGCCAUAUCAAAUUACCAGUUAAUGGCUACAAGAAACCCCAAAACUCUUAUAAUACUUUCAUCACACUUUUUGUCAUGGAGGGAAUGGUUGAAGUUACUUUAAAUGGAGACACAUUUUUGAGUGUACCGGGUUCAAGUUUCCAGAUCCCAAAUUUCAAUAAAUAUUCACUUAAGAAUCAAGGAAAGAAAGAUGCAAAAUUAUUCUUUGUUCAGGUAACAGGUGAUUGGUAG